AUGGCAGGAAUUCUGAACUUCCCUGUAAAUGUUGUAUUCCUUCAUCUAGUUUUUAUAUUUUCCGCAGCCGUCGGUCCGGAGGCUUCAGAAUCCAUAGGAUUUACCCUCAGGGUCAUCCCAGCUGACUCCCCGGAGUCCCCAAUUUAUCAUGGCAAUCUCACACAACCUGAAAGAAUGGAAAAACUGGCAAAAAUCUCCCUGGUUAGACAUCAAAUAUUACAUAAUCCGCGUUCGACUGCAUCACAGAAUGAUGGUUUCGACGAUGAAAAGUAUGUAACGCCUCUAAUUACUCAGGCUUACUACUAUGUAGCGGAGAUUAACAUCGGAAUGCCAUCUCAAAAAGUGUUUUUAGUGGUUGACACCAUUGCCGGACUGAUUUGGACUCAGUGUGAGCCUUGCACUUUUGGUUUUUGGGGAUGUCAUCCACAGGAGGCUCCCCUUUUCGAUCCGAAAAAAUCCGCCAGUUAUGCCAGGCUUUCCUGCACGGACCGCCUUUGUCCUAUUAAUAAAGGAAAUAUGGAUAACAAGUUCUUCAAAUGUAAAAACAACAAUUGCUCCUACGAAAUUUACUAUGGAUAUCGCGGUGUUAUAAAGGGGAUCACAGAGGGAAUUGCAUCCACAGACUCAUUCACUUUCACGAAUGACACAAAAGAUACUGUAGAUCUUGGUCUUGUCUUCGGCUGCUCUACUUAUACCCACAAUCUCCCAAUUUUUAUUAACAAAUAUAAUAAGAUUACCGGGAUCCUGGGAUUAAACUUUUCGCCACUGUCACUCUACAAGCAAUUGUUUUACAAAAUCGGUGGCAAAUUCUCUUAUUGUAUUGCUUCUCUCGAAGACCCCCUUGGAGCCUUUCAAACUCAUAACUUGAGGUUCGGGGAUCAAGUUAAAAUACCUUCGAAACCUAUCCCAACGACGCAGUACAUUGUACUGGCUGACUCUGAUGUUUGUUUCCUGGAUGUUGUUGAUAUAAGUGUUGGACCUAUUCGCUUAAUGUUGCCAGAGGGUAUGUUCGACGCCGCGAAGGGUAGAGGAAUGAUCCUGGACCCAGCAUCUCCGCUAACUGUUCUCAGGCUUGAUGUUUACCUGUUGCUGAUCGCUGGACUGAAGGCAUACUAUGAUGCUCAGGGAAUGAUUCAAGUGCCUCUCAAAAAUAACCCUACACAUUUUCAGCUUUGUUACUUUAUCAGACCGACCAUUCAUCCAACCUUGACCUUCCAUUUCCGGGGAGCAGACUUCGUAGUGAGAUCUUCAUAUGUGACUGUUCUUUACUUAGAUGUGGGUGCUUUCUGUGUAGCAUUGCUUCCAGGACUGGGAGGUCACUCUAAUCUGGGCGCAUUUCAUAUGCAAAACAUACGCAUCAUUCAUAAUGGGUACAACAGAUCAAUCCAGUUUUAUAACACUGAUUGUGGUGCUGAUCGUUUUUAG
Molecule: messenger RNA, 1425 nt
Organism: Pistacia vera
Lineage: Eukaryota; Viridiplantae; Streptophyta; Magnoliopsida; Sapindales; Anacardiaceae
Product: aspartic proteinase CDR1-like
Exons: 1
Coding region: 1-1425 (474 amino acids)
Cellular component (GO): extracellular region
Source: RefSeq, a predicted model, not a curated record